AUGCCCGGCCCAUCUGGCGGGACAGGAGGCGCAGGCGACCUCUCAAAGGUGCGCGCGUUCGCAGCCUGCCGCGCAUGUCGGCAGAAGAAGGUCAAGUGCCUCCCCGGUCCGGCUACCGGUGCAGGCGGCAAUGCCGCCUGCCAACAGUGCACCAUGAGCGGCGCCGAGUGCGAGUACCAGCCGACACGCGACCGCGCCGCCUACUCGCGCGCCUAUGUCCAGGACCUCUCGGGCCGCGUGCAGCAGCUCGAGGCGAUGCAGGCCCGCCUCCUCCCCCUCCUCACGGCGUUCGAAGCGUCGGGCGGCAAGUUGCCCGCUGAUGUCGCCAAGCUCGCCGCUUCCGGCGGCCACGCAGACAGCGAUGACGCACCGCUCAUACGCUCACGAGUGCCGUCGCCCGCCGACGACGAGGACGAGGAGAGCGCACGCUUCCUCACCGACGAGCACGGCAACUACCGCUGGAUCGGAGGUAGCUCGGCCCUCUCUCUCAUGGACUCUUUCUCUGGCGACCGCGAUCUCCCCAGCCGUGUCAAGUACGGCAACAUCCACGACGACCACCACGACCCCUCCGAGGAGUCUCCCCCCGAGUCUCACCCCUACUUUGCUCCUGUCGCCGGGGCCGGCGUUAUCCGCGCCAUCCCUGGUGUCGAUCAAGUCACCUUCCCGCCCCGCGCCGACUCUGAGCGCAUGGUCGACGCCUUCUUCGCCGAGGUCCACCCCGUCCUCCCCGUGCUUCUCGAGAAUGAUUUUAGACGCCGCUUCAAGAGUCUUAUGGACAAGGUCGAGGCCGGCGACUUCAGCAACAUUCGCGCAGGCUUUAUGAGCGUUGUCUUCGCAGUAUUUGCGCUUGGCGAGCGCGUCCUCGUUACGUCGGCUGCAUGGCACCGGAUGCGCUCCAAGUUGAGCAAUGGCGAGUUGUCGGACCAGGACUCGCCACAGCCAGGCGAGGCCGAGGCAGGUGUGAUAUGGUUCGAGCGCGCGCAGGUGUUGCAUUACUCGUCCAUCCGCGAGAUCGACAUCUACCAGGUACAAUGCUUGACGUUACUGUCUGCCUUCCAGGCCGCCGUCAACUCGAUGCCCAUGAGCUGGCUGCUUGCGAGCCAGGCACUCCGCAUCGCACAGGACAUCGGGUUGCACCGCGCUGCGCCGCGGUUCAAGGUCAGCUUCAAGGUGAAGCAGUUGGGCGCGCGCGCGUGGUGGGCAGUGUAUGGGUUGGAGCGUCUCGUGUCGAUCACACUUGGGCGUCCCUUGUGUGUCGAGGACGCAGAUAUCGACCUCGCGUACCCCGCAGCCGUUGACGACGCCACAAUCGACAGCUUCGGCGACGCGCUUACGGAGGAAGCGGGCAACUUGCCAGAGGAGAAGCAGGACUGCACGAUGAGCGGGUUUGUGGCUCUCACCAAGUUGUGUAAGAUUGCCGGGCGAGUCGCGCAGCUGCUCUACCGCCCCAGUGGGCGCAGCGUCAACGACCCGCAGUGGAGCGAGCAGCAGCAGAGGACCAUCGACAAGCUGGACAAGCUGCUGCGCGAGUGGCUGCAGAACGAAGUGCCACAAAAGUACAAGGACCCGUCGUCGUCGCGCGCCGUGUCGCUCAUGUCGGCGGUACUCUCCAACUCGUACUUCGCCGUGCUCAUCACGCUGCACCGCAACCUGCUGCCGUCCAACCCCAACUUCCCGCGCCCGAAGCCGAUCGCAUCGAGCCAAAGCCUCGCGCACUGCGUGGAAGCCGCGCGCUCCGUGAUCCACGUCGCCGCGCAGAGCAAAGUGCUUGUGCCUGUAUCACACCACCUCGCCGUCUUCUGCCAGUACCUCUGGUCUUCGGCCGUGAUCCUGCUGCUGUGCGAGACGCGCGCGAAAGAGCAGGUCGUCGUGGAGGCGGUCGGCGCACACGUCGAAAGCUGCCGGCAGUCGCUGCGCGCGCUCGAGCCCGUGUGGCCCGGCGCGUCCAAGCUGCGCGAGCUGCUGCGCGAGGUCGAGACGCGCGCGAAAGAGGUCCGCGCCGCCUCGCGGCCGAGUAAGAAACGCAAGGCCGAGACGAACGGGCGCGCGCGCGCGCCCCCCGCCAAGCCCGAAGUAUGGGCGCCGCAGGGCGCACCCUUCCCCACGCCGCCGAUCACCAUUGCGCCCUCGACGCUCGCGGGCACAUUCGACAUCUUCGACGUCGGGGGGAUGACGUUUGACGGGCUCGAAAUGUUGAACGCAUUCACGAGCGACGCGUGGCAGGGCCAAGGCCAAGGUCAAGGCCAGAACCAGGGCCAGAGCCAGAGCCAGAGCCAAGGCCAGAACACGACGUCGCCCAUGACGGGGGUGACGCCGACGGGGACGGCGGGCUCGACGGGCCACGAAGCCAAGCCCCUCCUCUCGCCGGCGCACCGCAUGAGCGAGGUCCAGACGACGCCGACGCUGUCGCCCCACGGGCCCGGAGCAAAUCCGUGGCAGCAGUUCGGGCAGAGUCCGGGCGGGCCGGUGCCGCCCGAGAUCGCCGAGAUCUGGAGCCAGAUCGCGGGAUCCACCUUCGACUGGCAGGCGGAUCCGAGCGUGCCCUUCAAUAUCUAG
Cutaneotrichosporon oleaginosum is the source of this 2556-nucleotide messenger RNA. RefSeq lists its product as uncharacterized. Gene Ontology annotation, biological process: DNA-templated transcription; regulation of DNA-templated transcription. Lineage: Eukaryota; Fungi; Basidiomycota; Tremellomycetes; Trichosporonales; Trichosporonaceae. The record is from RefSeq and is a predicted model, not a curated record. Gene Ontology annotation, molecular function: DNA-binding transcription factor activity, RNA polymerase II-specific; DNA binding; zinc ion binding.